Molecule: messenger RNA, 2214 nt
Organism: Drosophila kikkawai
Lineage: Eukaryota; Metazoa; Arthropoda; Insecta; Diptera; Drosophilidae
Gene: Pal1
Product: Peptidyl-alpha-hydroxyglycine-alpha-amidating lyase 1
Biological process (GO): peptide metabolic process
Cellular component (GO): extracellular region; membrane
Molecular function (GO): protein binding; catalytic activity
Source: RefSeq, a predicted model, not a curated record
CUCAUUCAACAGUCAAUAGUUCGAGACGCAAGCAAAGAUGGCCGCGUCAUAAUCAGUUAUAUCGAGUCGAGACAUUUGUUUACGAGCACAGAGUCGGAGUCUGAUCUCUAGUUCGGCCUUAAGCAGCUGCAAUUCCCGGAGAUAUAUAUAUUCCACAACGAUGCAUUCCACCGAAAACGCCAAAUACCUGGGCAGCCGCAGCUCCCUGCCAAUCUGUUGCCUGCUCCUCCUCCUCCUCGCCGUCGUCCUGCAGCCAGCAGCGUCUCAGACUCAAAGUUCGCAGCGUUAUCUGCAGAAUGUGGACAUCAACAAUGCCAAUAACGAGCGAUUGCAGCAGAUUCUCAAGGGUUCGGGAGCAGGAGCGGCACCCGCGCAGAUUUGGCCACAGCCGCCCCUAAAGGCGAUACCCGAUGUCAAGACUGAGCUGGCCAAACUGAAUAGUACUUAUACAUACCAGAAUGACUGGCCGGCGAACAAUGUGAAGCUGGGUGCCGUCACGGCCGUUAGUUUCGACAAGGCCGGUAACGUGGUGAUCUUUCAUCGCGUAAACCGCGUAUGGGGGCAGCAGACCUUCGACAACAGGAACGUCUACCAGGAGCAGUACCUCGGACCCAUCAGGGAGAGCACAAUUCUGGCGCUGGAGCCCGCGACAGGAGCGAUGAAAUACGAUUGGGGCAAGAACUUCUUCUACAUGCCGCACGGCCUAACCGUGGAUCCCGAGGACAACGUCUGGGUGACGGAUGUGGCCAUGCAUCAAGUCUUCAAGUUUCCGCCCCGCGGAGGCGAUGGAAAACCGCUGCUCACGCUUGGCACGGCCUUCAAACCCGGUUCCGGCAAGAAGUUCUGCAAGCCCACGUCUGUGGCGGUGCUGGACAAUGGGGACUUCUUUGUGGCGGACGGAUACUGCAACGCUCGCAUCCUCAAGUACUCGCGUGCGGGUGAACUGAUUACCUCUUGGGGUCAGAACUCCUUCUCGGGCGUCUCGUACGACGUGGCGCCUCAGAAUUACUUUGCUAUCCCCCACGCCCUGACCCUUGUUCCAGAGUUGGAGCUGCUCUGUGCAGCGGACCGCGAGAAUGGGAGGGUGCAGUGCUUUUUCUCCAGAAACGGCACCUUCCAUUCGCAGUACCACAGCCAGCUGAUAGGCGAUCGCCUGUUCAGCAUGGCCUACACCCCGGCAUCGGGUGGCCAGCUGGUCAUAGUAAACGGACCCACCGCCGAGCUGGGCAUCCAUCCGGAGCACUAUAAUGAGGUGCACGGCUUUGUACUGAGCAUGCGCAGCAAGCAGCUGGUCUCCAAGUUCGGGCCCAACAAUCUCGAGUUCCAUAAUCCGCACGACGUGGCCGUCACCACCGAUGGCAAUGAGAUCUACGUGGCCGAGCUGGCUCCCAUGCGCAUUCACAAGUUUGUGCACAGAUCGCUGACGAAACCGUUGUCUCUGUCGGCCACAAAGGACACCAGUAACAUCGGGACCGGCAAAGCUGGUCAGGAGAAUGCGGCGCCGGGACAGACGGUACAUCAUCCCAGCGGUAAGGCCAUACUGGUGGCCUCACUCAUGCUGUUGUUCGCCGGCUCCACCUUUGCUCUGGCUCUGCUCUUCGCCCGUCGGCGGAAACGAGGUAACCCAGCGAUCAGCGCCGCUCCGGCCAGCGACCUGGUCUACCGCAAGUUGACCGCAUCCAACCAGAGUUGCCUGCCAUUUGGGUCUCGGAGCCGUCGGCAUGCGUGGGAAAAGAGCGAUGGCUUCAAGCUGGGCGGCCUGCUUGAUCGGGAUCGGAACGGAUUCGAGAAGCUGGACCAGCAGGCCAGCGACGAGGAGCAGGACACGACGACGACGCUGGCGAGCGCCCAGUAUGCCUAGGGCCCCCGAUAUGGGCCAGGACCAAGACUUAUGCAAGCUACCAAAGCAUUCCUAGUUCUAACUACCUGUACCUCAUUGACCACUACCGAUUUGGUUGUACUCUCGUGCUCUGUGUAUAACUUUCACUUUGUGUUUCUUUGUUUUUGUUUAACAUGAUAUUGGGCCCAUUACGCAGAAGAUUUGGAGUUUUUGCUAUGACUUAGGCAGCAGUAAAUUCCUUUAAAAAGCCAAAUACAGUUGAAUUCGGAAACCGAAUUUGGUAUUAACCCAUUUCUGCGGAAUGCGUCCCAUAUCUUCGUUCGAAAUGCGAUUAAUUUGCCAAAUUUUAAAUACAUAGUCUUAUGAAUCUGUCA